Molecule: messenger RNA, 372 nt
Organism: Aspergillus clavatus NRRL 1
Lineage: Eukaryota; Fungi; Ascomycota; Eurotiomycetes; Eurotiales; Aspergillaceae
Product: putative NADH-ubiquinone oxidoreductase B14 subunit
Exons: 4
Coding region: 1-372 (123 amino acids)
Biological process (GO): response to oxidative stress
Source: RefSeq, a predicted model, not a curated record
AUGACCAUCAAUCCCACCUACCUUGCGCAGCGCACGCGCUCCUCUGUCAACUGGACUGAUGCGAAGUCUCGUGUCCUCAAGUCCUACAGAGAAUGGCUUAGAGCGUCCCCCGAGAUCCAGACUAUGUACUCCUUGAACCUCCCCGUGUCCGCCAUCCGCACAAAGAUCCGUCAAGAAUUUGAGAAGCACCGCUACGUCAAGCAGCUGGGCGUUGUCGACGUUCUGCUGUUCCAGAGCCACGCAGAGUAUCAGGAAACCCUGAACUACUGGAAGCAGCUGUCGCAUGUGAUGAAGUACUUCCGGCCAGAAGAGGAGCCUGGUGCUCGGUUACCCCCUAACUUCAUCUCCGGCUUCUUGGAAGGCCGCAAUUAA